Molecule: messenger RNA, 1694 nt
Organism: Glycine soja
Lineage: Eukaryota; Viridiplantae; Streptophyta; Magnoliopsida; Fabales; Fabaceae
Product: transcription factor MYB83-like
Exons: 2
Coding region: 80-1015 (311 amino acids)
Source: RefSeq, a predicted model, not a curated record
CUCAAAAAACACAACAAAACACAUUGCACAUAGCUUUGUUGGUAUAUCAUUCCACAAGCAUUGUUGAGUUUGUAGGCAAAUGAGGAAACCUGAUCUGAUGGCCAACAAGGACAAAGUGAACAACAACAUAAAGAGCAAGUUGAGAAAAGGGUUGUGGUCACCAGAUGAAGAUGAGAGGCUCAUAAGGUACAUGCUCACAAAUGGACAAGGGUGUUGGAGUGACAUUGCUAGGAAUGCUGGUCUUCAAAGGUGUGGCAAAAGUUGCCGUCUUCGUUGGAUCAAUUACUUGAGACCUGACCUCAAGCGUGGUGCAUUUUCGCCCCAAGAGGAAGAUCUCAUCGUUCAUUUGCACUCCAUUCUUGGCAAUAGGUGGUCUCAGAUUGCAGCACAUCUCCCUGGCCGCACAGACAAUGAGAUUAAGAAUUUCUGGAACUCCACAUUGAAGAAAAGGUUGAAAACAAACACUUCUACUCCCUCACUAAACAACAGCACAGGCUCAUCAGAGUCUAAUAAGGAUGUUUUGAGUGGGAUCAUGCCCUUUAGUGAACAUGACAUCAUGACCAUGUGCAUGGAUUCCUCUUCUUCCAUAUCAUCCAUGCAAGCAACGGUUUUGCCUGACCAAUUUGACCCUUUUUCCAUGUUGGCAAAUAAUCAGUGUGACAUGACUAAUGUUUCAGCAGAUUUUCCCAACUUGACUCAAAUUGGCAUGGUAGAGGGGCAUGAAGGGAAUUAUGGGAUAUUGGAGCCAAAUAAAAUGGGGUUAGGAAGAGAUUUCUCCCUUCCUUCACUAGAAAGUAGAAGCAUUGAAAGCAAUAGUGUCCCAAUUGAUGUGAAAAGCCAUAACAACCACUUCAAUUAUGGUUCCUUCAAUCACACUGAUAAAAUUCAGGGCUCCAAAGUAGAGGACUUAAUUGAGUUUGGAAAUCAUGGCCAAGGGGAGGAUUUAAAAAUGGGAGAGUGGGAUUUGGAGAAUUUGAUGCAAGACAUAACCUCUUUUCCUUUCCUUGAGUUUUAAGUUGAUUAAGUGCCCUUCAUUGGAAUUCAUUUCCUCUUUUGGAUCUCUCUCUUUUUCCUUUCCUUCUCACAUACCCACCAAAUACCCAUUUUUUUUUCUUCUCAAGGUAUCUAAUGGAGAGUCAAAGACCAAUCCCUGGAGCUAAUAUCUCAAGACAUGAAAUUUCAUUUAAGGGAUUAAUCUCUCCCUACAAAUGUUUUUUCAUACACAUGACUCUAGGAAAUACCCACCACAUACAUAGCUAUACACAAAGACAACACAAAGCUCACCUUACGAAAUGUUAGGCACCAAUAAUUUUCCCCUUCUUCAAUCCUUAUUUCAUACUUUUGUUUCGAUUGUUAAUUUCUUUUCAGCCUUUUACAAAUUGUACACUCACACACAUCGAUCCAAUUUUCUUAGCCCUUAGGCAUAGUUCUGUAAUGAAAAUAUUGUAGAAUGUGUUAAUUUGCGGAAAUAGGUUGGUGUAAUAAUCAAAGUGCCCUUUCAUCAAGAGAAAUAGUGAUCAUUUAUAAAGUCAACAACGUAAUAAAGAUUAGUUGAGUUGCAUGUAGUAAUGUUUAUUAUAACGAAAGAAAUAAUGUGGAGGUGGAAUUUGUUAGUUAGUGUAAGGUGAAUGUAAACAGAUGUACACAAUGAUGUAAACACAUCAACACGUAGCAACUUUGAAAUUAGUUCAUUU